Molecule: messenger RNA, 2479 nt
Organism: Tigriopus californicus
Lineage: Eukaryota; Metazoa; Arthropoda; Copepoda; Harpacticoida; Harpacticidae
Product: ovoinhibitor-like
Exons: 4
Coding region: 733-1452 (239 amino acids)
Molecular function (GO): protein binding
Source: RefSeq, a predicted model, not a curated record
GACUGGUCUGAUUGUCCUCCACCAGUCGGGUUAUAUUCCCCAACGAGCAUCGACUGUAUUUGUAUACCUACAUGUAGUCACAAUCUAACACAAGGAAAUGAGAUCUCUUUGUGUUUGGGCAUGAGUGUGUGUGUGUGUUUUGAUCCUAGUAUAUUCGUGGGGAGUUUCACAAAUCUGUGAAUCGCGGGAAAUCCCUCGUGACAGGUUUUCCCGUUUCGUUUCCGUGCCGAUGCCUUUCUGGAGGAAAACAACACCCACCUGUAUUUAGUAGGUAGCGCAUAAAAAAAGUCGAAGGACUCAUCCGCUGAAUGUAGACACCACAGUCUGUACUCGAUGGUAUCCGCCUACCUAGAACCUUCCUCGGCGGGUAAGUGAGUGAGUGAGUGAAUGAGUGGUACAUGCCAAGUCACGGACAUACGCACAUACACACACAUACAGGCACACUCGCACGAUCACACAAAACGUUGACGCAGAAACCCAUCCUCCUGAGUCUUGGCUUGUUUCCAUCCACCAGUACCCAUCGACCUCCGACGACAACGCAUUCCACCAGACGCGCUUAAAAAGGUCCCUUCUUGCCGAAAACGUUCUGAAUGUUUUCUUCCGACCCGCUCAGAGCUUUCGUCUAAUCUGAUCUGAGCUCAGUUCAGAAUCUGAUUCCAUUGAGAAGAGUGAAGGAACAAAAUUGUGAGAGAUCCCCACCCCUUCCCCAUCCACUUGCUUCCGAGACCUAUCAUGUUUAUCCUCAAAGGCCUGGCCGUUUAUCUGUCUGCCAUCACAAUGGUGCAGACUCAAGGCGACCAACUCUGUCCUUGUUCCAAGAUCCAUGUGCCCGUGUGUGGCGUGGAUGGACACACUUAUGCCAAUCGUUGCUUGGCUGAAUGCAGCUAUGUGGACAUUGCUUGCGAAAACGAGUGCCCUUGCCGAGGGCGGAAUUACGAGGAUCGAUUUGAGUUUGUGCCCCCUUCGCAAACGGCUCCCUCAGCUUGUGUGUGUCCCAAGAUCUACUCGCCCGUGUGCGGAACCAAUGGACAAACAUACAAUAACCAAUGCCAUGCGGACUGUCAGCCCGGAGUGAUUGUUAAAUGCAAGCAGGCCUGUCCCUGUGGCAACGGAGGCCAAAAUGACUACUAUAAUACGGGAGAUAGGAUCAUCAACCCCAAUAAUGACUCAGCAUGUCGUUGCUCCAAGAUAUAUCAACCCGUAUGUGGAUCCGACGGUUAUGCCUACGGAAAUGAGUGCUUAGCCGAGUGCAAUCCUAAUGUGCGAGUCCUUUGUUAUGGUAAAUGCCCUUGCAACUUGGACGACAAUGGUCAAACCCAGGGUUACACUCCGUUGGACGGUAAUACCCUGGGGCGCUCGAGUGCUUAUUACAACCAAGGGGAAAAGUUAUCGAAUUCCAUACUUCUGAUCCUGGCCUCCAAGUUCCUUCUUUGGGCAGCCCUGAAAUGCUAAUGAGCAGGAACGAAAAUACUUCAAACACUACCUGGUACUCGUCCCAUGGACGUUUCUGUGAUAUCCCGAAUUAAUUAGAUAGUACGAUCGUGCAAAUGUCGAAUCCCUUAUUAAAAUAUGACGCACCUACAGAUAGAUAGAUAUAUAGACGCCCUUGAAUGGUUUCCACUUUGUGAAUCUCAGACCGGAAUAAUUUUCCCGCUUAUAUAAGAUAUCAGAAUUUCGAGUAUUUGAGUAUUUGACUCAAAUGUACUACGUAAGCAAAUGCAGGAUUGUUUGCUUCGUGGCUUUCAUUAAUCACUUAUUAUUUGGAUUUCAAACGCUUUUUCAUAUACCCCGGCAAUAAUACUGGCUAAACUAAAAUUAAUGAUGAAACUGCAUGCACUCCAACUUUUGAAUUUCUAACUAGCCAUGAUUAUUUGUGCAAAAUCAAAAAAUAGUUCUUUUGUUUCUAUCCCUAUGCACUGUCCACUUGAUCAAUCAGUCACUAUUAAUUUCAUUUUCCAAAUAUUUUCGGUUCUCGCCAGUCCUUCUACAAAUCUUGAAUGUUAGUGCCAACUUGUCCUGUUUAUUUCAUACCAAGCUUUAUUCAAAUAAAAAGUUCAUGGACCAAAACUGACAUGGUUGCCGCCCUUUCAUCUUUUCUUAUCCCCUACAAUAAAUAAGUUUCAGAAAACCGUUUUAGGAACGGUAGGAUUGCAUUUAAGUUUGAAAAAAGUCAUAGCAAAAGGACUUGAUUUGAUAUAAAAUUGUUCCUGUACCAUCGUUUAAGAGCUCAGCUUGGAAUAUUUUAAAUAUUAGUACCUUUGAUGAAAUAGUUUCUCUUUUUUUUUGUAUCAACUUGACAUUUAGAUUGUCAAGUUUGUCAAAUCCAUGUUCCCCAAAGAUAAUCAGCUUGCUUUUAAACACAAACCCCUUCAUGUUCUUAGGGAUUUAGGGAAUGUUCUCCCCUGAAAAUAUUGCUUUUGUGUGCUCAUUGUGUUCUGAUUUUUGGAAUAAACAAAAGUUAUCAGUUGUUCUAAUCUCA